AUGGGUGGCACUGUCGAUCCUAAGAACGGCCAUUUCAUCGGCAACUGGGGUGAACUCGGCUGCCCUACCCCCCAGCGCAUUGCCACCUACUCCCUGUCGUCCAACCGUCAGCGCCCCUUGGCCGGUGCCGGUCACGCUGCCAUCUUCAACACCUUCCGCCGCUUCCGUCACCAGGUCCUUUACGUUGCGCCUCCCUUCAUCAUUGCCUACGCCGCCAUGAACUGGGCUAUUGAGCGCAACGAGUACCUGAACUCCAAGCCCGGUCGUAUGCUUGAGCCUCAAGAGGCCGAGUAA
Molecule: messenger RNA, 294 nt
Organism: Penicillium chermesinum
Lineage: Eukaryota; Fungi; Ascomycota; Eurotiomycetes; Eurotiales; Aspergillaceae
Product: ubiquinol--cytochrome-c reductase subunit 8
Exons: 4
Coding region: 1-294 (97 amino acids)
Biological process (GO): mitochondrial electron transport, ubiquinol to cytochrome c
Source: RefSeq, a predicted model, not a curated record